Ixodes scapularis (black-legged tick) is the source of this 2698-nucleotide messenger RNA. RefSeq lists its product as uncharacterized. NCBI's taxonomy places the organism in Eukaryota, Metazoa, Arthropoda, Arachnida, Ixodida, Ixodidae. Gene Ontology annotation, cellular component: guanyl-nucleotide exchange factor complex. The transcript has 26 exons. The coding region runs from base 262 to 2532 and encodes 756 amino acids. The record is from RefSeq and is a predicted model, not a curated record.
GUAGCGUCUUGCGCGUUUCGAAUGGUGAUCUUGGAGGUUUGUUUUGGACACAAUUUAAUCGAAUAAAUCUGCUGGAUUUUCAUAAAUGGCGCUAGAACAAGAUGCAACUUAUUACACCAAAAUGCAUUUUUAGUAAUAUUGUUAUUAUAAAAGUCGGACUGCGCGGAGUUGGUCUGUGGGAAACCUCUCGCCUUUGACAACAAUCUCCGACCGAUCUUAAGUCACUGCGACAAGACUACGAGACAUCUCAAAGAUUGCAGCAUGCUCGGACACUACUCGGAAGUCCGGGCUUACGUCAACCGAGACGAUGAAGUCCUCCAGCAUGCGGACGUGUUCUUGGACCUGGACGACGAUCCCGUCAGCAAAGAAGCGAUUCAGCACGACUGGAGCGGCAUGCUGUUCUCCCAGGAGGAAAAUCCCUUCGUCGACGAGGAUAACGACUUCAUUCUCAUUGCUGAGUGCAACGAAGUUCAUGGCCCGAUGCCGCUGGUCACCAUACCUCAUGAUGUGGGGGAGAGAAUGGAGCACAUUGACAUCAACUCCCUCGUAAUUAGCAUCCUCUCGGUUGACUACCAGCAAGUAGGAGCCUCUUCGACAUUCCCGAAGCUCGACAGCCAAAUGCUGAUGCCAAGCAUACGAGACAACCUUCAUAUUUUUGUCAACUACUCAGUCAUGCUCGACCCCAAGGCAAGAGGAUUUGUACGGCCCAUGUGCAUUGCCUACGCAUCCUCCGACAAAGGCAAACUUGUCAAGAAUGCACCCUACAUCAGGACUGCUCUGAUUGAGGCAUCCUUGGCUCUGAAACUCUACAACAUCAAGUACUUUGUACAAGGUAUCAAGAAUCUCUUGAAGGAUGUCAAGUACACGAGGAGAGAAGUCACUGUUGGCCGUGGACCCUGCAUGGACAUGGUGAAUGGUGCUGCCAUCUCUGAAGCCAGCUUCCAUGAGUCGCUCAACAAGUAUGAGGACAUGCUCGAGGCCACCUUGCAGGAAGUAGAAGACUCCCUCAAUGCAAACAUUCCCUUCAGUACUGAGCAGGCCCGGCGCAUCAAGCAUCAGGCCAAGGACUUGGUGCGGCACUUGCGCAGCCUGCCAAAGCUCGUGGCCGAGUUGGACCAGUUUCUCCAGUUCGCCACUCAACAAGCUCCCGCACACGAGCCGAGAGAACUGAAGGUGCCCUUUCAGCGGGACUAUGAAGAGGGACUGGUGCCGCUCCGAGAUAUCUGGAAAAAGGGCUUUGUCCUGUGUAUCUACUGGCUCUACGUCACAUACAAGUUUUUCAGAAGAAGAGCUGAAAACCUUGCAAUGAGUUUACUUCAAGAGAAACCACUUUCCUGCUUGCGGUAUGGUGCUUGUCGCAGGGUCACAGAAUCCGUAAGAUCGUCAAUGUCUAACCUAGUCACAAGCAGCAAUGCGUUCUGUCAUGAGAAGCCUUCGAGGUCUAGUCAUUCCCCCUGUCUCUACUACCGUCUCGGCUGGCCAGAGUUUCUUCCCUUUGAAGAAAGUCCCUCCAGGGGCAACUGGGAGGUGGACAGCGGAUUCUUUGAGUGCUUCUACCACAUGGGAAUAAGUGCAGGUGAACGACCGAGCGAAUCCAGAUGUGGUCUGCACAGUUCAAGUACUAUGCCACUUCCUGAGGCCAUACAGAGUAGGCUUGGCACGGAGCACAGGAGGAGUAAUUCUGAAAGGCACUUGGAUGCAACAGAAACUCACUGCAAGGUGAAAACUAACAAGCAGUUGUCGAGACGAAGAAGGGGCAGCGGGAGCAGCACAAAUAGUGAUGAAUCUGGAAAGGUGCGGGACAGGGAAGGCAGUUUGUGUGAAAGAAGCUACUGGAGGAGAGACGGAGCAAGUGUCGAGCCAGAGGACUGCACGUGGCACGGAGUAACGCUGGAGAAACUCUGGGAUGCAAUCAGCCUGUCCGCCUGCGAUGGUUCCGAGUCCACCUUCUUGGAGAUCUUGCACAGGCACGUCAAGGUGGAAGACCUGCUUUACUCGCUGCUGACUGGCCGGCCCAUAGUUGUGGUGGGGACGGCAUGUCACAGGAAAGAAGUGGAGGUGACCGCGAGGCUUCUUGCACUCUUCGCCCCCCGCAAGUUUGGUGAUGAGCUCUGGUUUGAAGACGACCGGACAGAUGUACCAGACAGUGCCUCACUGAGUGCAACCGCCACAAUCGGCUUUGUAGAAGAGCGGCGGACCAAGGACUCUGGUAUUUCCUCUUCUAUAAAGAAAAAGGCCUCUGUGUUCAGUGUGGAGUCUGGAGACUUCCUAGGUCCUUCUUACAGUGGUUCUUUACUGAAACAAGCGAGCCAAAGGAUACGACUACUAGAUGAAAGUGAAGCUCUGCUUGCGGUCAUUGGGAGCAUCCUCUCCGACAUAGAGUACACUGCACACACCUGGAUCCUGUUAUCGAGCUGUGGGCGCAAGGCAGACUCCAAGGCCUUUUCCAAACAGAAGCAGCUCAGCAACUGUGACAUGGCCAUCUUAAAGCAUUAUGAAAAGCUUAUGGGAGAUCUUCAUGUCAAGAAAUAAGACAGCACCUAUCAUUCUUUCUUGCCUACACAGAAGUAUGAUGUACAAAACAGAAUCAAUUCUGACUGUGAUAAUGAAAAUUUGAGUGCUCACUAGUGCAAUGACCUGGCUCUUACUGUCAGCAGCUGAUGCUGCAAUGAUUUUUAUUAAACCUGUUCUAGGGAAA